UUGAGGAUACAACUUUUCUGGUUCAUUGAGUUGGUGAGCCGUCAGUUGAGGCCAGCUGUUGAUUCUCUCGCAAGUAGUGUUCUUGAUGGAGCGACGCGGAACGGCGGCGGUCGUGCUUCUUGCGGUGGCGGCCCUCGCCGCCGCCGAGGCGCAGCUCUCCCCCGCGUUCUACGACGCGAUCUGCCCGGCGCUGCAACCAACCGUGCGCCGCGGCAUGGCGCAGGCGGUGCAGAAGGAGCCUCGCAUGGGUGCCUCCAUCCUCCGCCUCUUCUUCCACGACUGCUUCGCAAACAGCUCCGACGGUUCGAUACUGCUCGACGACACGCCCAGCUUCACCGGAGAGAAGAGCGCGGGGCCGAACGCGAACUCGGUGCGCGGCUACGAGAUUAUCGACGGCAUCAAGGCUCAGGUCGACGCCUCCUGCAACGCCACCGUCUCCUGCGCCGACGUCCUUGCCCUCGCCGCCCGUGACUCUGUUUUUCUUCUCGGGGGCCCGAACUGGACGGUGCAGCUGGGGCGGAGAGACGCCCUCACGGCCAGCCCGAACGUGAACCUUCCAAGCCCUCUGUCGUCGCUCCCCGCGCUCCUCUCGUCGUUCAGAGCCAAGGGCCUCGACGCCCGCGACCUCACAACGCUGUCCGGGGCGCACACGGUCGGCUUUGCCCGGUGCUCGAGCUUCCGCGCCCACGUCUACAACGACACGGCCGUAGACUCGACGUUCGCCGCGCAGCUCCGCGCCGGCGUCUGCCCUUGGACUGGCGGCGACGGCAAUCUUGCACCGCUGGAGCUGCAGGGGCCAAACAAGUUUGACAACAAGUUCUUCAGAGACCUGAUCGCCCGGCGCGUCCUUCUUCGUUCGGAUCAGGAGCUCUUCGGCGGCGGCGCCGCUAGCAGCAGCACCACGGACGGCAUCGUCCGGGCGUACGCCGCCAACGCAUCCCUCUUCGCGGACGACUUCGCCGCGGCCAUGGUCAAGCUGGGCAACUUGGCGUUGACCGGGAGCAACGGCGAGAUUCGGCUGAACUGCCGGCGGGCGAAUUGAAUGAAAGUUUAUCGAUGCAAUGUGUCCUGCGGUGCAGGCUAUUCUGGUUCUCGUCCAGUUCCCAUUGACGAGUUCAAAAUAUCAGACAGAAUAAAUGCCUGGACACUCUACAGGCAUGUUUCAGACC
This is a messenger RNA of Triticum aestivum (bread wheat), 1169 nucleotides long. RefSeq names its product peroxidase P7. Gene Ontology annotation, molecular function: peroxidase activity; heme binding. NCBI's taxonomy places the organism in Eukaryota, Viridiplantae, Streptophyta, Magnoliopsida, Poales, Poaceae. Gene Ontology annotation, biological process: response to oxidative stress; hydrogen peroxide catabolic process. The record is from RefSeq and is a predicted model, not a curated record. The transcript is spliced from 3 exons. The coding region runs from base 86 to 1042 and encodes 318 amino acids.